Molecule: messenger RNA, 342 nt
Organism: Papaver somniferum (opium poppy)
Lineage: Eukaryota; Viridiplantae; Streptophyta; Magnoliopsida; Ranunculales; Papaveraceae
Exons: 1
Coding region: 1-342 (113 amino acids)
Source: RefSeq, a predicted model, not a curated record
AUGAUUUCAGAGCAACAAGGUGCAUUCAUUAAGGGUAUAAAUAUACAUGAAAAGAUAGUAUUAGCAUCUGAAUUAGUGAAUGAAAUUGAUAUUAAAUGGAGGGGAGGAAAUGUUGGGCUCAAAAUAGAUAUUACACAAGCAUAUGAUUCUCUGAGCUGGAACUUUUUGUUUGAAGUGUUGAGAAGAUUUGGUUUCUCAGAGCUUGGAAUUCAGUGGUUAAAGAAGAUAUUUGAAUCAUCUAGGAUAUCAGUUCUUGUAAAUGGUGGUCCUUGUGGUUUUUUGAUGUGGGAGAGGAUUAAGACUGGGAGACCCUCUCUCACUAAUUCUAUUUGUGUUAGCUGA